Molecule: messenger RNA, 517 nt
Organism: Apaloderma vittatum (bar-tailed trogon)
Lineage: Eukaryota; Metazoa; Chordata; Aves; Trogoniformes; Trogonidae
Product: CLIP-associating protein 1-like
Exons: 6
Biological process (GO): mitotic spindle assembly
Cellular component (GO): mitotic spindle; cytoplasmic microtubule; spindle microtubule
Molecular function (GO): microtubule binding; kinetochore binding
Source: RefSeq, a predicted model, not a curated record
GUGGUUCUCCUGGGGAUCGACAUCCUUUCCGCACUAGUGUCCCGCUUGCAAGAUCGCUUCAAGGCCCAGAUCGGCACAGUGCUGCCAAGUUUACUUGAUAGAUUGGGAGACUCUAAGGACUCAGUGAGGGAGCAGGAUCAGACCUUGCUGCUAAAAAUCAUGGAACAAGCUGCUAACCCUCAGUAUGUGUGGGACAGGAUGCUAGGAGGAUUCAAACACAAGAAUUUCCGGACAAGAGAAGGGAUUUGCCUCUGCCUUAUUGCAACACUCAAUGCAUCUGGAGCUCAGAGUUUAACACUGAGUAAGAUAGUGCCACAUAUAUGUAACUUACUUGGAGAUCCAAACAGCCAGGUUCGAGAUGCAGCAAUAAACAGCCUUGUGGAAAUUUACAGACAUGUUGGUGAACGUGUAAGGGCUGAUCUCAGUAAAAAAGGAUUACCCCAAUCUCGGUUGAAUGUAAUUUUUACGAAAUUCGAUGAGGUCCAAAAAUCUGGAAACAUGAUCCAGAGUUCAGGUG